UAUUUUAAUGACAAUUGGUUACCAACAAAAAUAGAAGUCAAAACUGACACAAAUGAAACCUACAUCUUCCCCCUGUACACCUGGAUUACUGACAAUGAGAAACACUACUUCAGAGAGGGUCAAGCUUUUAUACCCUCACAGGACCCUUUUGACUCAUGCAGUCGACAGGAAGAGCUUGAUAAUCGGCAAGAAGCAUAUCACUGGAAAAUAUCUGGAAAAAGAAUACCUGAUCAUAUCAAAGCAAAAUAUUGCACGGACCUGCCUUUAGACGCCUGGUUCAUAUUCAGCAAGUUCACCGGUUUUGUGACUACGGGAAUUAUGGGCAAAAUAUGGGAAGAAUGGAAGAAACCCUGGUUUUUCAGUGAUAAUAAAUGGUCUGGUUUUGAUGAGAUCGGUGGGAUGAUGGAUUACAGCAAAAACAAAAUUUUGGACUAUGUCAGAAACAACUGGAAUAAAGAUGAUUUCUUUGGCUACCAGUUCCUGAAUGGUCUUAACCCCAUGGUGAUCAGACGCUGUGAUACCCUGCCUGACAACUUUCCUGUCACUGAUGACAUGAUCAGCCAGCACAGCAAUGGUCCCUCUUGGCUGGAUCAGGAAAUGCAGUGUGGCAACAUAUUUCUGUGUGACUACAAGAUGUUGGACAAAGUAGAAGCAAGAAAAAUAGAUGGAAAGCAGCAAUACCUGGCGUUGGGGCUUAUGAUGUGUCAUGAACACAUGACAAUGCUCAAGUAG
Molecule: messenger RNA, 732 nt
Organism: Cyprinodon variegatus (sheepshead minnow)
Lineage: Eukaryota; Metazoa; Chordata; Actinopteri; Cyprinodontiformes; Cyprinodontidae
Product: arachidonate 12-lipoxygenase, 12R-type-like
Exons: 7
Coding region: 319-732 (137 amino acids)
Biological process (GO): lipid oxidation; linoleic acid metabolic process
Molecular function (GO): metal ion binding; oxidoreductase activity, acting on single donors with incorporation of molecular oxygen, incorporation of two atoms of oxygen
Source: RefSeq, a predicted model, not a curated record